This is a messenger RNA of Dipodomys spectabilis (banner-tailed kangaroo rat), 396 nucleotides long. RefSeq names its product C-C motif chemokine ligand 28 (gene Ccl28). The record is from RefSeq and is a predicted model, not a curated record. Gene Ontology annotation, molecular function: chemokine activity. Gene Ontology annotation, cellular component: extracellular region. NCBI's taxonomy places the organism in Eukaryota, Metazoa, Chordata, Mammalia, Rodentia, Heteromyidae. Gene Ontology annotation, biological process: positive regulation of cell-matrix adhesion; immune response; cell chemotaxis. The transcript has 3 exons. The coding region runs from base 1 to 396 and encodes 131 amino acids.
AUGCUGAUGGACCUUGUCAGUACACAGUUUCCUGCCUCUGCUGGAGCCCUCAUGAUCUCUGUCUUCUUCAGUGGACUGUCUGUACUUCCCAUGGCUUCCAGCUGUUGCACUGAGGUUUCGCAUCACGUUUCCCGAAGGCUUCUGGAAAGAGUGAAUACAUGUCAUAUCCAGAGAGCUGAUGGGGACUGUGACUUGGCUGCUGUCGUCCUUCAUGUGAAGCGCAGAAGAGUCUGUGUCAGCCCACAUAGUCUCACUAUUAAGCAGUGGAUGCGAGCUGAAGCAGCCAAGGAACAUGGCAAAGGCAACAUUUGCCAUAAGAAGAAACACCAGGGCAAGAAGAACAGGAAGGGGCCCAUCAGGAGAAAACAUGAAACAGCCAGCCCUAAAACUCCUUAG